This is a messenger RNA of Brienomyrus brachyistius, 1249 nucleotides long. RefSeq names its product protein rapunzel-like. The coding region runs from base 170 to 847 and encodes 225 amino acids. NCBI's taxonomy places the organism in Eukaryota, Metazoa, Chordata, Actinopteri, Osteoglossiformes, Mormyridae. The transcript has 2 exons. The record is from RefSeq and is a predicted model, not a curated record.
CCCCUAUACACUGAACCUACUUGGAAGUGUCCCUUUGCAGGGAUUGCUGGGAAGAAGAAGAGGAAUACGGGGUUGGGAAUUUGGAAAGGAAAAGGAAGAAGGGGGACUCUAAAAAGGAUCACUGCGAAUCUGAAAGAGGGCACUGCAUCGAGCACACUGCAUUGCUGUCAUGGCUGAAAUCCAGGAGGACACAGAUAAGUUGAAGAAGGGGCUGGUGACGGUGCUAAGGUGCGUGUCCUCUAUCUCUUCGGCCGCUGCCGUGGUCAACCCCAUCUUCGGGGUGGCGGGCUCUCUCAUCCGCGUCGUGCUGAACCACGUGGACGACGAAGACAUCAACAAGCUGAAGCGGGAGUUCAGAAGCGUCAACCGGGCUUUGGACAAUAUCUCCCAGCAGAAUCGCACUGCCCUGCAGCAGAUCAGAAAAACCACGUUGGACAACCAGUACGGCCAGGUGGAGGAGAACCUGCGCGAGCAGUUCCGCGCGUUCAUGGAGCUCGUGGAGGCCCGGCCCGGGAUCAAGGAGCGCAAGAAGGAUGACUUCGAAGAGUGCUACAGCAACAACCUGGGCGACCAGAACCUGCACACGCUGUAUGACGGCGUGAUGGGGAAGCGUAAGCUCUUCAGCAAGCCCAUCCUGGACGUGUACCUGGAACACUCCCAGAGGGAUAAACAGGUGAUGGAGCGCCUCUGUACCCGCCUCACCUAUCUCUUCUGCAUCGGCCUCAUCGCCUUGAUGGGCUACACUGCCAUCAUUGGUGAUGACGAGGAAAGCCUGAGUGAGGAAUGGGGUAACAGGAUGAUGGAAGUUCAGAAGAAGAUGAAGGAGGUCCUAAAUACGUGCAUUUGAUUCCCCUCUCUCAACCCCCCCCCCCAACCCCUGAUGCAAAUAUAUGUGACGCACAUGUACCUCUGUCCCUUUCCAGCCCCCACCCACUAUCCUUCACAGAGGAUCCUAAGACACGAAUCACAUCAAACAGAGCAGUCGCGUUACUUGCUACAUCCUCAGCAAAUAUAUAUGUAAAGAAGUGGUUUCACACUUGUAAUUCCAUUGUGCCCCCCCUACUGCAUUUCCCAUUAAUUUUCCAUGGAGAAUCUUCGAACGGACUAAUAUAACUUUAAAUAAUAAAAGGAUUACAAGUAUUUCAAAUGACGAACAGGCAACUAUAAUGCAGGUGAAGUAUCUUAUGUAAAUUCUUCAAAAAAAAGUAUAGUCAAAAUAUAUUAUUGUUACCAAAAAAAAAAAUAAAAA